Daldinia vernicosa is the source of this 795-nucleotide messenger RNA. RefSeq names its product trimeric LpxA-like protein. The transcript has a single exon. Lineage: Eukaryota; Fungi; Ascomycota; Sordariomycetes; Xylariales; Hypoxylaceae. The coding region runs from base 197 to 703 and encodes 168 amino acids. The record is from RefSeq and is a predicted model, not a curated record.
GACAAGAUGAUCUCUGGGAUGCUGUGAGUGCUUCCCUGCUGGCCAGAUGACAUCAUCACCAUCAUCUUGUAUUCAAUCUGGCUAAGGCUGAAGUACGACGAAUCUAAGGAGCUGUUUCGCUAAUAAUACCCGACCGCUUAGCUAUGAUGCCCAUGAUCCCGAACUGUCGAAAGCACGCUUCAAUGCUCGGAGGUGGAUGCACAAAUACAACAACUACUUCCCUGAUGACCCGGAAGCGGACUUCGAAUCCUUAGCGGAAGUUCGGCAUAAUAUGCUUAAGCAGUUCUUAGGUCAUGUUGGGAAUGGUGUUUUCAUUGAACCAUCACUCGCCGUGGACUACGGAUGCAACAUUCGCCUUGGGGAUCGAUUCUAUUCCAACUUCAAUCUGACCAUUUUGGAUUGCGCACUAGUCACCAUAGGCGAUCGUGUUAUGUUCGGCCCGAAUGUGUCGAUCCUAACAGCUACUCACGAAACUGAGGUGCAAAGUCGUAGGGACGAUAUAGAGUACGCCAAACCCAUAACUAUCGAAGACGACUGCUGGGUAGGCGGUAAUGUUGUGAUCCUACCUGGUGUCACAAUUGGCCAGGGAUGCACCAUUGCCGCUAGCUCGGUGGUAACGAAGAAUAUUCCGGCGUGGAGUGUUGCCAUGGGUGCACCUGCACGGGUUGUGAAAAAGGUGACUCCUCUGGAACCUCAUAGUUAAGGGACAUCAGUUAGUUCUACACUAUUUGCGUGUGACUAAGGUAGAUAGUAACUAAAUAGAUUUGGCAAUAGACAUUGGUUUAUAUUUCUGCC